UUGAAUUCGUCGUCAGUCAUCUCCUUCGACCCCCGUAUCCUCGUCGGAAUCGAGACGACCGAUGAAGUUGUUGAGGACGAAGCCGGCCAUGGAUACGCUAUCGGGAGCCUGCGCAUCGCGGAAAUGAUGGAUGAGAAGACGGAAGCGCGGAGGAGGCAGUGUGCGACCACCCUUGAUGAGAUAGAGAUGGAGCUUGAUGCUCACGGCUCAUGGUAUAGCAAGUUGCUAAAAAGAUCGGCGAGGGAGACAACAGCCAUCUCCGGUGACGGGCUGCGGAUGCUCGGCGACUCAAUUCGUGGCGGCAGACGGCGGCUGAUGGUUGUAUGCCGCGACUGUUCGCGACGGCAGUCAUCUCCGGUGACGGGCGGCGGAUGUACAACCGGAGUCUCCUGCGUUGCGCUUGGCGGCUGGUGGCGGAGGCACAACUGA
Striga asiatica is the source of this 429-nucleotide messenger RNA. The record is from the annotation of a GenBank genome assembly. Lineage: Eukaryota; Viridiplantae; Streptophyta; Magnoliopsida; Lamiales; Orobanchaceae.